AUGCUCGGAAACAUCCUCAACCCAGACACUUCUUCACAUCAACAACACUCUUCAACUUUACCAAUACAGACUUCCAUGGCCACCGCGACUGUGAGCCUUAUGGCUCCACUUCUCCAGAACGGCCAGCAGCAGAUGGGCCAGGAAGACUCUCGCCAAGAUCUUCCGCGUCCCUACAAGUGCCCUCUUUGUGACAAGGCUUUCCACCGUCUUGAACACCAGACUCGUCACAUCCGCACCCAUACUGGAGAAAAGCCCCACGCCUGCAGUUUCCCCGGAUGCACAAAGAGGUUUUCUCGCUCGGACGAACUUACCAGGCACUCGAGAAUACACAACAACCCAAACUCAAGGAGAGGUAAAGGCCAACAUACAGCUGCUCACCAGGCGGCGGUUGCGGCGGUGCAAGCUGGUCUCAUCGAGCCUACCUCUAGCCUUAACCACAUGAUGCCUCCACCUAAGACUAUUUCUCGAAGUGCGCCCAACUCCAACAUUGGCUCGCCCAAUGUCUCCCCUCCCCACUCCUUCUCAACCUACUCGCCCAAUGUCGGCAACGAUCUCUCAGCAUAUCAUCACGGCGGUCUGAGCAACAGCAAUAGUCCCAACGGUCUGUCGCGAAACAUGGACUUACUCGCUGAUGCUGCUUCCCGAAUCGAACAGCGCCCAAUUCACCACUCACAUUCAAGCCGACACCAUCUCACAAGCCAUGGAUAUCACCCUUACCAGAGCCGACUGCCAGGUCUCUCCCAGUACGCGUACUCGUCGCAGCCAAUGUCAAGAUCACACUCGCACGAGGAUGACGAUCCGUAUGCACACAGGAUGACAAAGAAGUCAAGGCCCGGUUCCCCAAUGUCGACAGCCCCACCUUCGCCCACAUUCUCUCACGACUCCGCAAGCCCUACACCGGACCACACCCCUCUUGCAACGCCCGCUCACUCACCUCGACUACGACCACAUGGAUUCAGCGAUCUCCAACUCCCACAUCUGCGACACCUGAGCUUAAAUCAAAACUUUGCGCCUGCGCUUACUCCGAUGGAGCCUUCGACAGAUCGUGAACAGCCCUACGUCCCGAGUCAAUCGUCUGGCCUUAGAAUUGGCGAUAUCAUAUCAAAGUCUGAAGGAGCACAGCGCAAACUGCCAGUUCCGCAAGUCCCUAAGGUUGCAGUACAAGAUCUUCUCAACGGCCCAAGUACAAGUGGCUUCUCGUCUGGAAAUUCUUCCACGACCGCCUCGUUAGCUGGCGAUGAUCUUGUACAUCGCAUGUGA
Dothidotthia symphoricarpi CBS 119687 is the source of this 1260-nucleotide messenger RNA. RefSeq names its product carbon catabolite repressor CreA. Bases 1 to 1260 code for a protein of 419 amino acids. Gene Ontology annotation, molecular function: RNA polymerase II cis-regulatory region sequence-specific DNA binding. Gene Ontology annotation, cellular component: cytoplasm; nucleus. The record is from RefSeq and is a predicted model, not a curated record. The transcript is spliced from 2 exons. NCBI's taxonomy places the organism in Eukaryota, Fungi, Ascomycota, Dothideomycetes, Pleosporales, Dothidotthiaceae.